UAGAAGGUUGUAGGGCGGACUCCAGGUGGGGAAUUGCGAUCUCUCCAUUCGCAGACCCAGUAAGAUUUUGAUAUGUCCUUCAUAUUUGACUGGAUUUACAGUGGUUUCAGCAGUGUGCUACAAUUUUUAGGAUUAUAUAAGAAAACUGGCAAAUUGGUAUUUCUUGGAUUGGAUAAUGCAGGAAAAACAACAUUGCUACACAUGCUAAAAGAUGACAGACUUGGACAACAUGUCCCAACGUUACAUCCCACUUCAGAAGAACUAACCAUUGCUAGCAUGACCUUUACAACUUUUGAUUUGGGUGGACAUGUGCAAGCUCGAAGAGUGUGGAAAAACUACCUUCCUUCUAUCAAUGGCAUUGUAUUUCUGGUGGAUUGUGCAGACCAUGAAAGGCUGUUAGAAUCAAAAGAAGAACUUGAUUCACUAAUGACAGAUGAAACCAUUGCUAAUGUGCCUAUACUGAUUCUUGGGAAUGAGACUGACAGACCUGAAGCCAUCAGUGAAGAGAGGUUACGAGAGAUGUUUGGUUUAUAUGGUCAGACAACAGGAAAGGGCAAUGUAUCUCUGAAGGAACUGAAUGCCCGACCCUUAGAAGUUUUCAUGUGCAGCGUGCUCAAAAGGCAAGGUUACAGAGAAGGUUUCCGUUGGAUGGCACAGUACAUUUGUUAAUCAAUUAACAACCACUUGCAUCGGUUCCAGGUCUCACCAUUCAGGCCUACUCAGAAAUUUGAUCCACUCAACAUGCAUAACUUGAAUUCAAUAGACUUUUGUUGGUUAGAAAACAGAUUUUUUUAGAUUAUUAAUAUUAUAUCAACUUAAUUUGAGUGCAAAUUGAAAACUGAUUCAAGUUUGAGUAUCACAAUGUUAGCUUUCUAAUUCCAUAAAAAUAGUUUAUACAGUUUAUAAUCUGACAUUAUCCCCAGUGCCAUUUAUAAAGAACAACUUUCCAGCAAUACAUUUGAAGCACUUUUAAACAACGUGAAGCUACGAAUACAAACCAUGUUUAAAAGCUCAUCAUGUUAAAUUUUUAUGUACUAUUUUGGAACUAGUUUUUAAAUUUUAGAUUAUAUGUCCACCUAUCUUAAGUGUACAGUUAAUAAUUAGGUUAUUGAUGAUUGCAUGAUGCCUUUCAGUUUUCAAUAAUAUCUUUUCUUAUGCAAACGUCAUGCAAUAAAACACACCCUGAUGUUUGGCAAAAAAAAAAA
This is a messenger RNA of Lutra lutra (Eurasian river otter), 1205 nucleotides long. RefSeq names its product GTP-binding protein SAR1b-like. Gene Ontology annotation, cellular component: COPII vesicle coat; endoplasmic reticulum exit site. The record is from RefSeq and is a predicted model, not a curated record. Lineage: Eukaryota; Metazoa; Chordata; Mammalia; Carnivora; Mustelidae. Gene Ontology annotation, molecular function: GTP binding; GTPase activity. Gene Ontology annotation, biological process: membrane organization; vesicle organization; endoplasmic reticulum to Golgi vesicle-mediated transport.